Blastomyces dermatitidis ER-3 is the source of this 1562-nucleotide messenger RNA. Its product is annotated as nitrilase/cyanide hydratase and apolipoprotein N-acyltransferase. The transcript has a single exon. NCBI's taxonomy places the organism in Eukaryota, Fungi, Ascomycota, Eurotiomycetes, Onygenales, Ajellomycetaceae. Bases 262 to 1254 code for a protein of 330 amino acids. The record is from RefSeq and is a predicted model, not a curated record. Gene Ontology annotation, molecular function: catalytic activity.
CGACAUUUCUCCUUCCUCAGGCAAAUGAUACCCCGCAUCCCACUGCUCUCCAGGGUGGGAGAAGGGGAAAAUAUUUGUGCAGUGAUCAAAAUGGGCAUUCAUUUUAAGUCAUGACAUUUUUUGAGUGAGUCUUUUUUGAAUAAGAAAGUACCCCAAGAGGCAGACAGGCGGCCGUGCGUGUACUCUCUACUACUCUUUACGGGCAAUUAACAAGAGACCCCCCUUUCUGAGCUUGCGAAAUCUGAGCCUUAGAAGCUUCAAAUGGCCCCUGAUCUGAAAAAGACUAUCAAAAUCGCCGCUGUCCAGGCGGCACCGGUAUUUCUUAACCGUGCUGGAACCACUGAGAAAGUGUGUCGCCUCAUCCGCGAAGCUGGCGAGAAGGGGGCAGAUGUUAUUGGAUUUCCUGAAGGCUUCAUCCCCUGCUUCCCAUCAUGGGUUGAGAUUCUUCCCCUGGUCUCUGAGCCAGCCCUCUCUUUGUACCGCGAAUUCUUCCACGAAGCCGUCGAGGUUCCCGGGCCAGAAGUAAGCGCAAUCCAAGAAGCAUGUCGAGAUGCCAAUAUAUAUGCCGUCGUGGGCAUCAACGAGAGACGUGCAGGCAGCACUGGUACACUCUUCAACACGCAAUUGAUGUUCGGGCGCGAUGGCGAGCUGCUGCACAAACAUCAAAAAUACGUGCCAACCAUCGGAGAGCGGCUGAUCCACGCUCCUGGAGCUACCGGAAGUAAAGCUUCCGUACAGACCGAUUUUGGCUGUCUGAGCACUCUCAUUUGCGGUGAGAACGGGAAUCCCCUGGCGAUCUACUCCCUCUCCCUCGACUAUCCGAUCGUGCAUGUGGCCUCAUGGCCAGCCCACUUCGGCCCAAGCAUUGCCCCGGAUGAUAUGCAGAGGAACAUCUUGACGUAUAGUGGAGGACUGGCAGCCUCACUCUCUUGUUUCGUCAUCAACUCCGUCGCAGUAGUUUCCAACGAGGCCAUUGACGCGUAUGGCGGCGACGAGGCAGGGCGUAAAUUCCUGCACAAACAUCAGGAGAAGACUGACCGCGCCACAAUCCUUGGACCCAACGGCUCCAUAGUUGCAGGGCCAUUUGAAGAGGCCCAAGAAGGAAUUCUCUACGCAGAUGUCAGUGCAAAUGAUUUGGUGAUUCCGAAAUACGUUACAGACUAUGCUGGACACUAUAAUCGCCCGGAGCUCUUUGCCCACCAUUUCGCGAAGUAUUUUGAGAACGGACAAGGCAAUGAGGCAACUCAGUCUUGACUUUUAUGUUUUCUGUAUAUUUCAGCGUUAUAUUCGCAUGAUCUUGCGCUCUAGAUCUUAUGGUAUAAUAGACAUACAUAGUUCAAGGGGGUUUCCAUUCGUGGAGCUGCUGGACAUAAUAUGGAUUUAACCAUAUGUAAAUGUGUAUUGAUUAGGAAGGCAUUCUCUUAAUAUAUGGAACAAAAGGGACUUCCAUAUUGUAGUUAUAUGAUUAUAUCAUUGGAAAGUGUUUGGUACUUACUGCUCAGGAUAAAAAAGCAUUCAUAGGCACAAACCUAGAGGCUGUUAUUUAAACAACCAGAGGCCCA